This is a messenger RNA of Penicillium verhagenii, 1572 nucleotides long. RefSeq lists its product as uncharacterized. The coding region runs from base 1 to 1572 and encodes 523 amino acids. Lineage: Eukaryota; Fungi; Ascomycota; Eurotiomycetes; Eurotiales; Aspergillaceae. The record is from RefSeq and is a predicted model, not a curated record. The transcript is spliced from 2 exons.
AUGGCGGGCGUGGCUACCGCAUUCUCAACAGAUGCGUUGACAUCUGGAGCCCCGGAUAGUUCUUCGCAGUGGGACUUUUCCGUGCCGAUCGGCAGUGAUGGCACCCAACAUUCCGCACGACCACGUAACUCCCACGAUUCGAGCUCCAUCCACGCCAAAUCUAAUCGAAAGCGCAACUCGAACGGCUCCCGAAGCUCUUCUGUUUCCCGAACCGUUCACGCCCACGAUGCGUCCUACAUGGCCGGUCGAGGUCGACGAGAACAAAGCCAGAAUCGAUUCGCAGGAGAAAUCGCCAGCCCGCGUGAGGGCCCAGCGCCCGAAGCAGCUGUUCGAGCCCAGGUAGACGGUCAGGAGGGAUCUGGUCCGUUCGAGUUCAAUAGCGAGAGUUGGAUCCAUCGUGAUAAGCUGGCAAAAAUCGAGAGCGAGGAGCUACACCAGGCGGCCAUAAUAUUCCAACGGCGGAUCAGAGCUGAGAGCAAGUCAAGUGCGGGGCGGGAAAGGAGUCAUGAUUCUCACCAGAGCGGUUCAGCUUCGGUGUCCUCUCCGAAUGCGGAGUACCCUGAACCAUGGCCACAAAUGCAUGAGUCCUCGCUGAAUGGUCCGGGCAAUGGCGAAAACAAUGAAAGGCAACACUGGGAUCUCCGCCGACCAGAAGAGAUCGCUGCCGAUGAAGCAGCCGCUGGGUUUUAUAACCACCCGGGCCUUCGCAAGAGCUCUUCUCGAAUUCCCAUUGCCGCAUCGAGCCCCGUACCUCUUGUGCCAGGCCGUGAUUCUCGCGGACCUCGCAGCCGUGCAGCAACGGACGAGGAUGACGACGGUCGUGGACGCAGAGCCAGUGAACCAUUAGCCCUCGACCUGGAACCAUCGACUCCCUCUACAGGAAGUCGACCGGGCAGCCGUGGUUUCAAUGGCUUCAAUACCACCCAGAAUACUCCAGCUAAAAAGACUCCAGGCAAGGUGACUGGAUCUGGCAACCGGAAAACAUCUGCGCCGCCGCCCAACAAUCGGAAAACUUCGUCCACGGCAAGAUCACGGGCAGUGUCAGGCAAUACCACGCAACGACCCACCACUCGAUCUGGUGAAAUUCGACCUACCACCGCUGCCAACCGACCGGAGGGUGAUCCCCCGUGGUUGGCAACUAUGUACAAGCCGGAUCCUCGUCUCCCACCUGACCAGCAGAUGCUCCCUACCCUUGCAAGAAAGAUGCAGCAGGAACAGUGGGAGAAGGAAGGAAGAACCCCGAACACAUACGACCGUGACUUUGCGCCCCUGGCUGUUUAUCCUAAUGAUUUGCCUCGCGUGCCACCAAAGGUCGAGGAUGAGAACGAGGAGCCGGUGGAAGAUUCACAGCAGACGCAUAGGCAAAUGCAGAUGGAAAUUGAAGAGCCUCCCAAGGCCAGAACUCCUGAGCCACCGCGGCCCAACACAAGCACUGGGUACAGUACGAUGCCCAAGGUGCAGGAUACGCCCCCAAUGGGCUUGACACCCAACCCCAACUGGCAACCGCCGGUGGUUACUGCCCAAGAGAAGCCGAAGAAGGAAAAGAGUUGCGGAUGUUGCGUCGUGAUGUGA